GGAAGGCCGGGAGGCACGGAGGAGGAGCCGCCGAUGGAGGAAGGAGGGCAGGCCCUGGAAGAGAAGGCAGCGCUCGGCUUCCAGAGGGGCUUCCUAGCCGGGAAGCGCCUGGCCGAGCUCCCCUGGGAGAGUCUUGAAGAGGUCCUAAAAUAUUCAGGCGAUUCCUCUCCGUUUUUGGCUGUCCUGCAGAAGGUAAAUAUUUUUUUGAAGACUGUGUUUGAUCCACUCUGUUUGAAGUAUCCUCCAUCUGUUCAAUACAGAAGACGCUUCUUAUCCGAGCUGAUCAAAAAGCAUGAAUCUACAAGCAGUGAGCCUCUGGAUCAACUCUACGAAGCCCUAGGACUUGUCCUAAACACUGAAGAAACCACACACUGUUACAAGAACUACUUAUUGCCCUCAGGAGAUGCCAUCACGCUUCGCGAAAACGUGGCCAUUGUUUCACGGGGAACCACAGGCCUCGUCACCUGGGAUGCUGGCCUCUACCUGGCCGAAUGGGCUCUGGAGAAUUCAGAGGUCUUCAGAAACAGAAGAAUUCUGGAACUGGGGAGCGGAAUUGGAUUGACAGGAAUUGCCAUUUGCAAGGUUUGCCAUCCGAGAGAGUACAUCUUCAGCGAUCACCACAAGGGUGUCCUUCAACAGCUAUCCGAGAACCUCCAGCUGAAUGGUUUGACUUUGGAGGCUGAAUCUUGCAGCCACCGUAGAGAAGGAAGGCCAAACCAUCAGGGCCAUCUUGAUGUUGACCUGGAAGAUGACCAUGUCCGCAUAUCCGUAAAAGAACUGGACUGGAAUCUAGUGUCCAAAGACGAGCUUGCGAAAUUGCAAGUUGACGUCAUUCUUGCUGCAGAUGUGGUAUACGAUCCGGAGAUAAGCCAGCACUUGAUUGGUGUCCUGCAAAGAUUUCCCAGGGAUGGCGGAAACAGAGCAACGCCUGAAGUUUACAUUGCCUUCAAUAUCCGAAAUCCCGAUACGUAUCACGACUUCCAAAUGCAACUUGAUAAAGUGGAGAUUGGACAGGAAACGGUAGCCACCUCUUGGAAGAAUCUUUUUCCAUAUGACCAGCAUGCUAAUAUAGUAAUUUUAAGGCUGUAUGUUUAAGGAUUUCCCCCCAAACUCUUGGCUGGAAAGCUUUUUCCAAAUAUUACGAUUGGAAAUAACUGGUUUCACACUCAAUGUCUACUCCGUCUGUCUGGAAGCGUCAAAAUACCUCUCACAGCUACGUUAAAAGACUUCUUGUGUUAUAACCAAGAGUAUUUCUCUCCAUCUUAUCAUCUUUAAGAUGAAUGAAUAUCAACUGACAGAAUUCCCAUUUCUGAGUCUUAUCAACUUUAAGGUGACUCCCAGAAUACGCUUGGGGAAUGGAAAUGGAAGUCCACGUUGCCAACUUUGAGAAACAACGUUGACCUAUAAGAUACUUUAACUAAACUUUUACGUAUCGUUUACGGAUUUAAAGUUACCCUGUUGCAAUCUCAAGAGCAUACUUACUAUCCUGUUCAUAUACUUAUGUGAACUAUGGAACCCAAAAGCUGCUGUUUUUGUAUAAUAAACAUGAGGUUACAUGUGUUUUGAU
Molecule: messenger RNA, 1567 nt
Organism: Notechis scutatus (mainland tiger snake)
Lineage: Eukaryota; Metazoa; Chordata; Lepidosauria; Squamata; Elapidae
Source: RefSeq, a predicted model, not a curated record